AUGUCAGAAAAGGUUGCUAAAAAAAAGGGUUGUCAGUCAUAUACUAUCCAAGACAAAGCUCAUAUUAUCCAGUAUGCUUUCUGUACAAGUAACAUUAAGGCUGCCACAAAGUUUAGUUUGGACAAGUCUCAAGUUGGCCAUUGGGUAGUGCAGCUAAAAGACCAACUAAAUGAAAUUAAGCAUAGCAAGUUAUGUCACUUUGAAGGUGCUGGUAGAAAGUGCUUUUUUUCUAAAGAGGAAGCAAGGCUUUAUAGUUGGAUAUCUGACAUGUGUAGUGCAGCACUUGCUGUAACAUAUAAUAGUCUUAGGUUAGAAAUGUUAAAGUUUGUCUCUGAAGCUGCUUCAAAAAGCAAUGAUCUUACAAAAAUACAACUUGCAAGCACCUUCAAAGCUUCUUUAAUGUGGAUAAAACAUUUUUUAAAAUGUUAUAAUCUUGCCUUAUAUCGAAAAACAAAAAUUUCACAAAAAAUGCCCGCAGACUUUGAAUAA
Messenger RNA from Dentiscutata erythropus, 489 nucleotides. NCBI's taxonomy places the organism in Eukaryota, Fungi, Glomeromycota, Glomeromycetes, Diversisporales, Gigasporaceae. The record is from the annotation of a GenBank genome assembly.